Messenger RNA from Sporisorium graminicola, 405 nucleotides. RefSeq lists its product as uncharacterized. The transcript has 2 exons. The record is from RefSeq and is a predicted model, not a curated record. NCBI's taxonomy places the organism in Eukaryota, Fungi, Basidiomycota, Ustilaginomycetes, Ustilaginales, Ustilaginaceae. Bases 1 to 405 code for a protein of 134 amino acids.
AUGAUCCCCCCCAAACUCUCCACGCUCGUCUUUGCGCUCGUGCUCUCGAGCCUUGAUGUCCAAGCAGCCAGCAUUACUCCUUCUCCGGAUUACGCUUCCCUCUGUGGCCCCGACGCCGAUCCUGACGUCGGUGCAAUUUGUUUCGACCUCACCUACGACAUUCGAGAGCACAUUCGAGGCAGAUCGUUUACCUUCGUCGGCGCCCUCGACCAAGACAAUAGCAACCAUCUCGCUAUCAAAGUGCCAUCGCAGGUGUGGUUCACCACGCUCCAGCAUCGCGUCGUCCUUGACCCCAUAAAUCAGAGAUCCGUCCGCUGUGUCAAGUACACGAUUACUUCCUUCGAGGACGGCGAAACGCACCGGAAGGGACUCUACUGCCCGGGGAAGCCUCAUGUCUCUGUGUAA